GCGCGUGCCGCCGCCGCCGCCGCCGCCGCGGACCCCGGCCCCGCCUGGGCCUGGGCCUCGGACCCCGCACCCCGGCUGCGGCCCCGACACGCAGUCGGACCCCGACGCCAGACCCCGGCCGGGACGCGCACGGCGACCCCGGACCCGGACCCAGGUCCGGACCCAGGCUCGGACCCCGGGAGCCUCCCCGCGGAUGCAGACCUCGCCGCCGAGCCACACGCGGCUCAAGACUCGGACGCCCGAUCUUGCUUGGACCCGAUCCCUGUCUGCUGCAGGUCCGACCCCGGACCCAGACUCCAGGACGCCCGCCCACGUGGGCCCGGCCGCAGGCUAUGCUCGCCGACGCUGGAGACCCCAGGACCCAGACCUGACGCCCCCCGGCCGGGUCCUGGCCCUGCGUCGGCCCUGCUCCGGUUUCGGGGGCUGCCUGGAGGAGGCGCGCGAGGCCUCCCAGGUUCCAGAGCUGGUGCGGGACCCGUCGGAUCCCCUGCCCCGCCCGACCCGCCCGACCCGACCGAGCCGCCCGGGUUGCGGAUGCGCUGCUCAGCCGAUGGACCCCAGGCGGCCACCACGGCCGCGUGGGCUCCUGUCACCCGGAGGGAGGGGGCCGGUGGGCACUGCUGCCGCGUCCCAGGGCGGGAGCCCGCUGGCGGCGCCUCUCUGCAGGGCCCCUGGGGACCGCAGCCGGAGAGGAGAGGUGGGCUCUGCCUUGUUUUUCUCCCUCUGCUCCGCAUUUCUGUGGGACUCCUGCAGAUGAGAAAGAAGAGGUGCCCCAGGAAAGCAGAUGCAGAGUCCCCCCUGUGGUCGACAGGACCCUUCAGACCCUCUGCCUAGGCUCUGGCCAGCACCCCGGCCCCAGCCCUUCCUUUCCCUCCAAGUCACCACCCUUCAGGUGUCUGGGGGCCCUGCUCCUGGUCAGACCCAUCAGGCGGGCGAGGAAGGCAGUUGACACUGAAUUCGGCCUUGACCAUUCAUUGUCUUCUGUGUUCCUUGUUUUCCCUCAAGUGCUGGGCAAGGUUAUAAUUUUUAUUCCAAGCAGCUUUUGAGACGUAGUUCCUUGUAACUUUUUUUGUUGUUGUUGUGAAGGUUUUUGACUGUUUUCUCAAAAGCACUUUCUCUUGUAAUUAGGGGCCAAAAAAGCAAGCAAGAGAAAGGAGUUUUGGAAGGCUUGGCCUUUGAAAACGAACAGGGUGGCUUCAAGUUCUUGGCCAAGCCAGACAAGGCCCCCUGGCCUGCGCCCCGUUUAUUUCAGAGUUCUGUUCACCUGGCUUCGCGGGGGAGAAGGUUUAAAAUGAAUGUUGAGUUUGUGUCUGAGCUUGUCAUUUUGGGGCGGAAUAUUCUGGCAUGGACUUUGGCUUCUCCGGACGACUUGGUGACUCGGCGUUUGGGGCCAUGGCUUACUGUGGGGAGGGUUAGCUGGAGUGGGGUCUGCAGGUGCUUCAGGAAAUUUCUCGGUGUGGGGCGGAUCCCUGCUGGGAAGGGAAACCCCGUGGAGACGGGCCCUGCUGGCAUCACCUUGGAUGCAACCAACUCCCAGAUAACCCGAUUCCCUCUUUCUUCAUCCCUUCCCCGUGGUCCUGUCCGCCCCCACUGCUGUGGCAUCGCCUGCCCUGUCUCCUUUCAGAGGAAAAGGAACUAUCUGGAAUGCACGUGCUCCUGCAGAAUGCUGAUGUCCAGGCCACCCCUCCAGGAGGGAACUGCCACAGCGGGCCUCUCUGUGGGGAGCCGGUCAUUGGUGAUCCUUGCUGACUCGAGGGCUUCCUUGUCUCCAGCUUGGCCUUUUAUAUUGAGACCCUGGGCAGGGCCUGCCGGAUUUGCAAAGGGCCGAGAGUGGGGCAGGCUCAGGUGGGGCUUGGGGCUACCCCUGGCUGCCUGGCUGGGAAGCCCCUGGUUGCUGGGUGUUGGCACCCCAGCAGAACGGGCAGGGGACAGAGGUCCUGAAGACCGCUCGGCUCAGGCGAGGUGACGUUGUUACAAGGACUCUGGCAGGCCCAGCGUGGGGACCACAAGUCUGCGAUUGGACACCGGCGGGCAAUUGGUGCAGCCCAGCUUUGAGGGGGUGAUCAGGAUGCACCUGGCGGGGAAGGGCGGACGCCCCAGAUGACCAGAGCCGGCGGCGGCGGGGGCGGGACUCGCCAGAGCUGGGCGGCUCAAGGCAGUUCUGGGACCCAGAUUUCAAUGGAGCUCUGUUUUUUCUGGGAACUGUUCUUACCUAUAAAAUAAGCCUAUGUGUGCAUGAGUGCAGAGGGGUGGGUAGUGAUGUUUUCUGUUGGAAAAAAAAAAAAAAGGCAAAAAUACCAAAUUGGCGUGUGUGCCUGCAGCGGCUGGCCGUCCCAGGACGCUGCAGGAUGCUGCCAAGCCCCUGUUCCAGCCUCAGUUUCCCUGGUCUUUAAGGAGGUGUGACCAUUCUUGUUCUGUGUUCCCCUCGGGGUGUAAGGAUCCCCCGAGCUGGGGUCAGAACACGCCACGUAAACUAGAACACGCUUGCUGUGCACACAGGAGAUGCCACCCUUCGUACCUUAGGGAAAACCUGAGCUGUGGCUUUAUGAUGAAAGUGUGCCUGGCACGGACUAAAUGCUUGGGGUGCUUUUGGUGACCCGAACUGUGUCGAAACCCUCAGCCGAGGUAUGAGAAGGGUGUGGGCUGAGCAUGGCGAGAAUUUGGAUGAGAGCGCCUUUGAGGUCCCUCCCCCCGCCCCCCGCCCGAUGACGCCUUCGAUCAAUAACAAGGGGGCUUAUUGGAUGGUGUGGAGACUUGGCAGGUACCCCGGGAGCCCUAAAUGUAUAUCCCAGGGCCCGAGGCUCUCUCUGCACCCUCGUCCCGCCUGGUCUGGGUAGGGGUCUGCGGGAGCCGCACCCCAGACCUCCUCUCCUGAGGUUUCUGGCCCAGGCUGGUUGCGGAGCUGCCAGGGCUGAGCACCCCUUGGCCCCCGGGCCCCGGCCUCACGCUCCCAAGCUGGCCUUGCCGCUUUUGUCCUAACAAUGCUGAGCGAGGUCAGCUCGGUUUGCACAAAACACAAUUUUUUUUUUUUUGAUGGCAGGGAAAGUUUUUCUGCAUCUGAGGUUGGUCCUUUGUAUCUACAGCAGGUUGUGGUGGCACUGGCUUUUGGUAUUUGCACAUGUGUAAUGAAAAAGGGAGUGACACCCCCCCCCCAAAAAAAAAAUACAGGUAGGGCCUGCCCUUCGUCUGGGCUUGAGGCUCCCUGCCAGUGCCUCAAGUCGGCCCCAAGCCAUAAGAGCAGCAAAGGUUGUCUUUCUGUACACACACACACACACACACACACACGCACACACUUGGAUACACACAUGCACGCGGGAGUGUGUGCACACAGCACAGGCACACAUCCCAGGAUAUUACCUUCGUGUGGCUAGCAUUUAAUGUUCUAAUAUUAAAGUUUGAAGCACCAACGGGCUGUGUCUUAAAAGGCUCAUUCAGCCUGUCUGCCUUGGAGCUAUUUUAUUUAUAAGUCUUCAUGUCAAGUCAAAGAACUCUGUGUUUCUCGUAGACUGCGUUCGGAUGGGUGAGUGUUUUGGUUUUUGGCUACAGCUGGUUAAUUUUUCCGAAUCUGUAGCUCCAGGUGUGCGUUGAGAAGGUUUUUCCCAGCACAAGCAGUUUCCCAGUGAGCCUUGGGGUCCUGCUAGAAAUUUCCGGCGUCCUGUGUGUGAGAGAUUGCCAGUUUCAGAGACGGCGUGAGUGCAGGAAGGAGGCAGCAGGCAGUGCCUGCGUCCACGGCCACCUCUCCAACCCGAAGAUGGGAAGGGCUUUGAAAGCAGGACCUUGCCGCCUCCGUCGAGGGCAGAGCCGAUGACGUGGUGCGUGGCGAAGACACUAGCAAAGGCACAAGCCCCUGGUGACAGUUAAAAAUCCCUGCCUGUGAGCGUCGUUGAAAGCUAAGCACCAGGCGUGAAAAUGCCCAUCCACAGCACUCGUUAUUCUCAAACACGUGGAAAAAAUACACGCUUAUCACGUAAAAGUGCUAUGGCCUCAGGGUCUCAAGGUUAAGGUUGCACACUCCUUGUCUGAUCGCUUGUGUGACCCCUUUCUUUUGAUUAAAAAAAAAAAAAAAACAAGGAUGAACUUCAUGUUCCUUUAAAAUUAGGAAUCACACCAAAAGUUGUUCUAUAAAUAGCAAGAAGGGAACCAGAACAAAAGCGAUGGCUUUCUUCUUUGGUAUUUUUUCUUUGCCGCUAUUAAAUGUUAUCUUGUCUUGCAGUGAUAUGUGUAGGCAUGACAUUUCUUCACUCGGUAGAAGGGGCGCAUAUGAAAAAUCCAGCCUCGUACCCUGUUAUUCUGUUAACCGGAUCCGAAAGCUAUGCUAUUUAGACAUAGUCAGGAAAAUGAAACUGUCCUUAUAUAUAAACAGAGUACCGACUUGUGUGAAAUCAUGUUGGAGUUUUAAAAAAUAAAAUGGAAGUGUUUCAGUAAAAAAAGACCAGUGUGGUCAAAUUUCAAUUUGUAACUGGCACCCUCACCCUGCCCUGCACAUCCCUCACGCUGCAGGCUCUAGCUUAGGUUUUGUUGCAAUCAGUUUGAAGAAGUAAUCUGUGAAAUCUUGAUUUUAAAAAAAAGUUCCUGCUCUCCCUUGCAGUUUAGCCCAAUGAACCGCUGGAGUUCUAAAUCAGGGUUUAUUUCCUUUCUUUUUUUGCUGUGUCGUAGAGGGCUUAUAAUUUAACCUAGUUCACCGAAGCACUAUAUGGCUAAGAAAUGGUACUAAAAUUCCCAUUUCAUCUGUGGGGAAUUAAAAAAAAAAGGUCAACUGACUUUUAUUAGCAUUUCAGCAUUGUUUUCAAAUUUUUAAAAUAAACAUUGACCGCUUUUAAAGUUUAGAAUUGCUUUAAAUUCCUAAUAGCUAAAUUCUGCAUUGAUAUAAUUCACAAAGAAUAAUGACUAUUUUAGGCCCUUGUAGAGGACUGAUAAUAUACAAAAAAAUUGCCACUUUUCAACUGUGAAACAAUGGCAUUCUUUGAACAUUGAAGGAGUAAAAUUCUUUUCAAAUGUUCUGUCUUUUAAUUUUCGUGGAAAUUGAUACCUCCUUCUCCUAGAAAUGGUUUAGGUCCAAAUUCUAAUAUAUCUGUAAUUACUAAUAAAAAUUUGCUAUGAGUGACGCAAUAAAUUCUUUUACAAAAUGUUAAUUUCCAGGAGUUCCCUUGUAGCUUAGCUAGUUAAGUAUCUGUGUUGCUCUAGCAGCCUGGGUCGCUGCGGUGGUGAGGGUUUGAUCCCUGGCUGGGGAACUUCCCAAGGCUGCGGGUGUGGCCAAAAAAAAAAA
Messenger RNA from Sus scrofa (pig), 5266 nucleotides. The record is from RefSeq and is a predicted model, not a curated record. Lineage: Eukaryota; Metazoa; Chordata; Mammalia; Artiodactyla; Suidae.